AUGAACGCCGGCUUGCAAUGCCUUAGUCAUAUCGAGCCAUUUGCGGCCUUCUUCCUGAGUGGAAGAUAUGCAGGUGAAGUCAACGAAGCAAACCCCAUGGGCUCCAAGGGGCAGCUCGCCGAGACCUUCGCAGAACUGCAGAAGGUUCUUUGGCAGAGUGAACGUCCAGCCCAGAAUCCUGGUGAGAUAAAGCGGCGACUGGCAAAGAUAGCUCCUCACUUGUUCCAGGGCUAUGAGCAGCAAGAUGUUCAGGAAUUUCUCGCAUUUUGCUUGGAUGGCUUGCACGAGGACCUGAGCCGAAUCAGCGAGGCUCCGCCUGCACGGACAGAAGCUGAAGAACAGGCAGAUGAACGUAGCUGCAUUGGCAAGUCAGAAGAAUUUGCUGCCGCCCUUGCGUGGAUGCGAUACUUGGAGCGCUCCAAGUCAUUCCUGGUGGAUUUGAUGCAGGGGCAGCUCAGAUCCUGCCUGUGCUGCAUGCAGUGUGGCCAUCGGUCCAGGAAGUUUGAGCCGUUCAUGUACCUCUCAUUGCCGGUGACCCAAGAGAUGUCAACCGUUUCGGACGCAAUGCGCGAAUACACCAAAGAGGAGGUUCUCUCUGGCAAUGAGCAAUGGUUCUGUGAAAAAUGCAAGGCCAAAGUCGACACUAAGAAGAAGAUUGACCUGUGGCAACUUCCGCCAGUCUUGGUCAUCCACUUGAAGCGCUUUGAGUUCGACGUGCGCUCUGGCUACUUCCGGAAGAUCAACACACCCUUAGCCUGCGACUUGACCAUCGACCUUUCUGGCUUUUGUUCAUCCACCCAAAGGCAGGGUGCUUUGUAUUCAGUCGCGUGUGUUGCAAACCAUUCUGGUGCCUACGGAAUGGGACACUACACUGCAACCUGCCGUGUCGGAGACCAAUGGUACAAAUUCAACGAUGAAAGGGUGUCUCGACAACCCCCUGAUGAGCCUGUGGUGGGGAACAGCGCCUACGUUCUUUUCCUUGUGCGGCGGUCUCUCGAGGACGGGUACUACUCUGCCGGGCACAACUCACCGUUGCUCAAGCAGCAGACGAUGAAUAUGCCAGAGCUUUGGCCACAUCAGCUCUCGCAGGAUUCUGACAAUUUGGAUGCAGAGAAGCAUGAUGUGGAGACGCCUGUGUGUGGUAGCUUCGGCGGCUGGGGCGGAUGGUCACUUCGCCACCAAAGUGGCGAACGGAACGUCCUGUUGACCGAACGGUUGCGUGGAGACGGACCGCGUUGGCCCCUUGGGCUGCUUGAAUUCGUGGAUUCAGAGCUCGGGGAUGGAGCUACCGAGCCACCGAGCGGAGAUGCAGUCCCAUGCAGUUGGUAUCAGGAUGACGUGGAAGUGCAGCUUCAGGGCCUGCUGAGGUCUGCAGAACCUGACGGAGAAGCACUUGUCAAGGCAGUGGACCUUGGCCUGUUGAACAGCAUCAAGGAGCGAUACGACAAUUUCACCGACAUGCGAGAGCAGGUCAUCAAGCGCUCUCGGGACAUCGGCAAGGGCGCCAAAAAUGCUGUGCAACUUGGCUUGGCCGUCGUUACACUUCCAAGUUCGGGCUCUCCACAGAACCCCAGGUAUGCCCUUCAGCGCGCAGACUACCCCAAGGCCAGUACAACUUUCAAGGAUUUUAUUUCAGCAGCGCCGAACCUGCAGCAACACCCAGUGAUUCAAGAGUUUGUCCCAGUGGCAGCGCUAAGCUUGGACAACGCCUCGGGGCUCAAUGCCCGUUUUUCUCCAAGGCGGCCUGUCGGCUUUAGCGCUGCUUUGGAAGAGAUGGCCGAGGUUGCAUGUUUCUUUCUGAGGCUCUUCGAGCUGACCUUGCAGGAGUACUUGGGAGGAAUUCUGGACCUCACCGGUGAGGACUAG
Molecule: messenger RNA, 1866 nt
Organism: Durusdinium trenchii
Lineage: Eukaryota; Dinophyceae; Suessiales; Symbiodiniaceae
Source: the annotation of a GenBank genome assembly